Molecule: messenger RNA, 548 nt
Organism: Capsella rubella
Lineage: Eukaryota; Viridiplantae; Streptophyta; Magnoliopsida; Brassicales; Brassicaceae
Product: late embryogenesis abundant protein 18
Exons: 1
Coding region: 59-352 (97 amino acids)
Biological process (GO): embryo development ending in seed dormancy
Source: RefSeq, a predicted model, not a curated record
AGCAGCAAAGCAAAAAGGAGAAUACGUUGAAAGUUUGAUAAGGAGAGAAGAAACGAAGAUGCAGUCGGCGAAGGAAAAGAUCAGCGACAUGGCCAGUACGGCCAAGGAGAAGCUCAACAUCGGAGGUGCAAAGGCUCAGGGUCAUGCGGAGAAGACGAUGGCGAGGACCCAUAAAGAAAAGAAGUUGGCGGAAGAGCGGGAGAAGUCUAAGGAGGCACAGGCCAAAGCUGAGCUCCACGAAUCCAAGGCUGAGCAUGCGGCCGACGCUCAGGUUCACGGCCACCAUCUUCCUGGUCACUCCACCUACCCUACCCGAGCCACCGGCGCUGCUUACCCGCCGGGACAGAUCUAAACCUAGCUCUAGAUAGAUAUAUUAUAAGAUAACCGUCCGUCAUAAUAUGUAUGCUUUUUUCGAAAAUGUCUUGAAAAUGUCGUGGUUAUUUUCUAUAUCUUUUUAUUUGUUCUUCUUUUCCUGUUAUAUGAUUUUGAUGUUUAUGCAUAAAUCAUAAUGUACUGUAAUAUCGCAGAAAUAAACUUCACUUAAAUAA